GCGUUCUGGCAUUAAAUGUCUGGAAAGAGCAGCGAGAUGGGAGCAGGAGUGCACAGCGGCGCCUUGCCAGGCUUCAAGGACAUCUGAGCUUAAAUCUUGGCCGAAGAUUUAAAGCAAAAAGUGCUAGUAGGUGCCAUGCUCGGCCCGAGGCACCGUGACUCUGUCCUCACCUCGUAGCUGACCUCACCGCCACGUAUGCUUCGGUACAAAGAAAUAUCAAGGAAAAGGGUGAAUGUAACCACCAAACAAGAUGAACGCUCGCUAACCUGGAUGAAGUUGUCCCCUCGGGUUGUGCAGAAAUUGGGCCGAUGCGAUCUGGGAGCUUCCCAGGUGUCAGAGAUACGGGCAGGCUCUUGGAGGGGCCGCUUUUCUUGCCGAUUUCAAACGCUAACACUUUGCCUCCCUGGGGCUGGCUCUCGGCAGCCGAAUAAGGACAGCGGCGAACGUGAGAACAAGCAGCUCAGAGAAGAUGAUGAAGUGGAGACCGUCAAGCACAAGGAGCUCAAACUCCGAAACUACGAGCCCGAAGAUGAGGAGCUGAAGAAGAGGAAGGUGCCCCAGGCCAAGCCGGCUUCAGUGGAAGACAAGGUGAAGGACCAGCUGGAGGCCGCCAAGCCGGAGCCCAUCAUCGACGAGGUGGAUCUGGCAAACCUGGCCCCCAGGAAGCCAGACUGGGAUUUGAAGCGAGACGUGGCCAAGAAACUGGAGAAGCUGGAGAAGAGGACGCAGAGAGCCAUCGCUGAAUUGAUCCGAGAGCGGUUGAAGGGGCAGGAGGAGGAGCUGGCGGCCGCUGUGGGGUCAGCGAAGCAGGAGGGAAGCGACUCCGACUGAGGAGAUCCAUCCCGGCAGCCUGGCGCCCGGGCUCCGCGGAUCUGCCUCGGGUGGGGGCACCCGGUUGGGACACGCCGCUCGCCGACGCUUUGCCAGGAGCCCGCAGAUCCUACCGUGCCUGCAGGAGAGGGGCAGAUCCGAGGAAUCCUCUCUUGGAUUAUGGCUGGCUGUUGAGGAACACUUCACAGAUAGCUUUUUGGGACCGUGGGGAGCAGGACAGACGCCCGCGUUAGCUUUGAACCUAGGCUGCCAGGACUUCAGAGCAAGGAGGAUUUGGGCAAAAGGGCUCGUGCUGGAGGAGAGAAAUUCAGGCUUGUAAGCGAGAAGAUGCCCCUGCAGCCGACAGCAACCCCUUGGGGAGGCACGACCGGUUCCCAGGGGAUGGACGCUCCUGUUCCCGCACAGAGAAGCCUUUUUUUUUUUUUUUCCAAGGUGCCCCUUUCUGCAGGAGAGCUGGUGCAAGAGCCACGUGGGGAACCGCGGAGGUCGCUCGCCCUAGUGAGCAGGCUGUGAGUAUUUGGGAACAUCCACGGCCAGGCGCAGCACGUGCAGAAUAAUUCUGCUGGAAAGGGGCUGUGCGGCUCAGGACCCGUUGGCUGCUCUGCAUCCAGCUGAGGUUAACAUGGGGUUUGAUCUGUUCCCUGGAGUUGCCCCGACUCGCCAGGCUGUGCUGUGUUUCCGCUCCUCUGCGUGUUUUAUAAUUGAUAAAAGCUCGUUGUUGGCAAAUAUUUCUGUAAUAAAACAGUCCCGCGGCGGAA
This is a messenger RNA of Tyto alba (common barn owl), 1589 nucleotides long. RefSeq names its product coiled-coil domain containing 12 (gene CCDC12). The transcript has 7 exons. The record is from RefSeq and is a predicted model, not a curated record. Bases 196 to 831 code for a protein of 211 amino acids. Lineage: Eukaryota; Metazoa; Chordata; Aves; Strigiformes; Tytonidae. Gene Ontology annotation, cellular component: U2-type spliceosomal complex; post-mRNA release spliceosomal complex.